Molecule: messenger RNA, 201 nt
Organism: Plenodomus lingam JN3
Lineage: Eukaryota; Fungi; Ascomycota; Dothideomycetes; Pleosporales; Leptosphaeriaceae
Source: RefSeq, a predicted model, not a curated record
AUGCGUAUGGGGUUUCUGCCUCGGAUCGGUAGAGGCAGAGGCACAAGUGCCCUUCCCUCGGAUUUCUCCCUUGCUUGGGCUAUGAAAGCUGCAGCCAGGGGCAAAUUCUGCAAAUACUACAGCGGGCACCACAAGGCGUUUUUGAUCGACGACGACUACGACGACUCCUCCUCCCUGAAGCGUCGCAGCAAGGCAGUUUGA